Molecule: messenger RNA, 745 nt
Organism: Leptonychotes weddellii (Weddell seal)
Lineage: Eukaryota; Metazoa; Chordata; Mammalia; Carnivora; Phocidae
Gene: SELPLG
Product: selectin P ligand
Biological process (GO): leukocyte tethering or rolling
Cellular component (GO): plasma membrane
Source: RefSeq, a predicted model, not a curated record
GACAGAUAGGACGUGGCAGCUCUCUGCCCCUCUCUCAGAGCCCCUCUCCUGUGGUGCCAUGCCUCUGCAAGUCCUCCUGCUUCUGAUUUUGCUGGGUCCUGGCAGCAGCCUCCAGCUGUGGGAGCUAGAGAAGGAUGGAGCCCAGGAGGCCCCAGACACCCCGCUUGCCCGGGGCCGGAGACAAGUGGAUGAGGACCAUGAAGUGGACUCAUAUGACUAUGUCACAGAAGGCACAGAGCCUCCAGAAAUGCUUACACAUGAACCUAGGUCUUUGGCCCUGACCCCUCACAUUCUGGCUGAGUUGGCAACACUGGGGCAUGGAACUCCUGAGCCAGCUACUCUGGAGGUGGCCACACGGGACUCUGCUGGCCUGGACACAGGAGGGGUGGCCCUAGGGAAUCUGAGCAUGGAAGUGGCCACACAGGUGAUUCCUGUCACAACAGACACACUGACCAAAGAACCAGCCACUACAUUACCUCCCAUCACAGAAGCUCAAUCCACAGAGGGGGCUCCAUCCACAGAGCUGGCCACCACUGAGGCCCCGUCCACAGAGCCAGCAGCCACAGAGGCACCGACCACGCAACCUGUGGCCACAGAGGCCCCGUCCAUGGAGUCUACAGUCAUGGAGACCCUGUCCACGGGGCCAGAAGCCACAGACGCCCUGUCCACGGAGCCCACUGCCACAGAGGCCCUGCCCAUGGAGUCUACUGUCAUGGAGAUUCUGUCCACGGAGCCAGAAGCCACG